Molecule: messenger RNA, 583 nt
Organism: Oldenlandia corymbosa var. corymbosa
Lineage: Eukaryota; Viridiplantae; Streptophyta; Magnoliopsida; Gentianales; Rubiaceae
Source: the annotation of a GenBank genome assembly
GUUUCAAGCUCAUUACUUUAGCAAACAAAGCGAGCUGCGGUUACGGAGGAUCCAACUACAGGACAGCCUGCAAUCUUUAAAGGAGUCGGCGAAAGAGAAGAGACAUGAAGUAUUGCUUAACUGUGGGCGAGAUGAUUAGCCAACAUUACAGAUGCAGAACUCCGGGUGAGAUUAUUAAGGAACAUUAUGGGGAUACUGAGGAUGAUCCUAGCUGCGGCGACGACCCCAGACUUGACGAUCUUCCCGACACCCUUUCGUUUCAUGGAUCUGAUGAUGAAGAUGAAGAUGACUGCGUCUUUGAGAGUGGAUUCUCUAAGGUUAAGGGAGAAGAAGAAAAGGGAACCACUGUUGCGCUAAUGGAGGAAGUACCUGGAGCUUCGCCGUCCAAGAAGUUUACUGCUCUAAAGUACUCGGUAGCAGGGAAGAUGAAGAGGAACAUGAUUAAUGAUUACAGUGGACCUGAUGAUCAAUUGCCUUCCACAUUCAAGAUUAAUCCCAAACUAUCCAUCCUGAUGAUGGUGACGACUAGUAUUUUAAGUUUCAUGUGUUGUAUGCCCUAAUUAGGAACAGAACAAGGUAGCCC